UCGAUCCUACCUACCCUACGCCUUUGCGCAAAUGAUUAUGUUAUUAUAACAAAUGCCCACAUACGUGUAAAGAUUUGGCAAUGGCAAUAGCAAUACGUUUGACAGUUAGUAUGCUAUACAUUUUUUCCUGUCGAGAUGCCCCGUUACAACGACAACAACUGUAAUCUACUAAACAAUAAGAUGUACCCUGCAAGGCGGAGGUAACAGAUUGCACAAACACAUGGAAACAUUUUCAGCUGAUCACUAACACUGUUACAUUUUCUGGAAUUUUCAAUUGAAUGGUAGAUUACGUAAGUAAGAUAGAGAAAAACUAUCGACAUUCUAAACAUAUUGUAAUGUUAACUUGCUAGAAUAGGAAAGACGAAUACCCAAUUUUUCAAGAUGAAGAAAACGAAAAGCGCAGUUUAUUUUAUUUUCGAUUGGAGGACGGAGUCAUGUGUAUGGAGGUUUAAGUUCACGCAAAUGAGGAAAGUUCUCUGAUCGCCAUUCAUUUUUGAGUGGCCAGAAACGAUUCUUUUACAUAUAACUCAAGCAGCUCACGACUUCCGGUCUUUGACCAAGUAUCCUCUGGGUAGCCUAAGAAUAUCGGUUUGAAGGCGAGCUAAAGUGAGAAGGCGAAACAUCCCCUGCAUAGGGUUGUGCGCUGGGUUUGGUACCCGCCACGUAAAAAACACCCCCAAUGAAAAACCACCAACAGCCUCGGAUGCGAGACCCUCCUUUUGAUGACGACCAUGGCAAACGAAAUAAGGACUAUGAUUUGAGGGCAUGCACCUGGAAUGUUCGGUCCCUUAAUUGGGAAGAUGCCGCUGCCCAGCUGGUUGAUGUCCUCGUGAAAAUAAAGGCUGACAUCACCGCCGUCCAAGAAAUGCGAUGGACGGGACAAGGACAGAGACGAGUAGGUCCUUGUGACAUUUAGUACAGUGGCCAUAUAAAGGAGCGCAAGUUUGGUGUUGGAUUCGUGGUGGGAGAGAGACUCCGUCGCCGAGUACUAUCAUUCACUCCGGAGAAUGAACGUCUAGCCACAAUCCGCAUCAAAGCGAGGUUCUUCAACAUAUCGCUGAUUUGCGCCCACGCCCCGACGGAAGAGAAGGACGAUGUGACCAAAGAUGCUUUUUAUGAGUGCUUGGAGCGCACUUAUGAGAGAUGCCCCCGUCAAAAUGUGUUUGGCGACUUUAACGCCAGAGUGGGCAAAGAAGGUAUUUUUCGAACUACGGUCGGUAAAUUAAGCCUCCACGACGAAACAUCCCCAAAUGGGUUGAGGCUGAUCGACUUCGCCGAGGCCCGAAAUAUCUGUUAUCUGUAGUACUAGAUUCCAGCAUAAGAAGAUUCAUCAAGCUACCUGGCUGUGUUUUAAAAAUUAAAUUCAAGUAAUAGUGGUCUCUUUGCGACGUGGAUAUUUGAUUCCUAUCUGUUGAGCCCCCCUAGAGAUAAAAUGUUUAAAAAACUAUCUUACAACCUCGUUUGCGCUCCUCGAGUAGAACCAUCACUAAUUGUGGUACUGUCACCAUCUUCUGGCGGUCAUGCAGAUAUAAUCCCGAAGCUGGAUGCCAUUCAAACCCGCCUCACUGCCAUUGAAAAGUCCCUAACGGACAAAAUGGCAGAAAAGGCCGAGGUGCAGGCACAAAGUAAUUUAUUGCGCGAAUGCCGCGUCAUAGCGGCAAAGACGCAUCAUUCAAUUAGCCGCAUCACCGGUGACUUGGAGGACGAGUAUUACGUGGAGCUCGCUUCGAAACUGCCCAUGUCAUCGGAAGAGCACGUGCGCUUCGUGGGAGACAAACUUUCACAAAAGGAAAGCACGGAUGCUAUAAUGCGGCUAAUAUUGAAGUAAAAGGUCGCAAAAUGCAGUGUGAACGGCGUACUGCGUGGUAUGUUUUCUGACGAUCUAAUGUACCACUACAAUUUAGAGGGGCCCUACAAAAGCUAAAGGUCGUAGGGUUAGUUUUUGAUAUACUUCCUGACAAGGAUAAAAACAUCUGUGGGGAGCUCCGGAGAUUUGUGGCCUUAAGUCACAAUCGUUUUAAGCAAAAAAGCAUAAACUUAUAUAUAUUAGUUUUAAGUUGUAAAUAUUAGUUCUAAAUUGUACA
Bactrocera dorsalis (oriental fruit fly) is the source of this 2084-nucleotide messenger RNA. RefSeq lists its product as uncharacterized. NCBI's taxonomy places the organism in Eukaryota, Metazoa, Arthropoda, Insecta, Diptera, Tephritidae. Bases 1433 to 1828 code for a protein of 131 amino acids. The transcript is spliced from 7 exons. The record is from RefSeq and is a predicted model, not a curated record.